Messenger RNA from Gymnodraco acuticeps, 2638 nucleotides. RefSeq names its product zygote arrest protein 1-like. Gene Ontology annotation, cellular component: cytoplasm. Gene Ontology annotation, molecular function: zinc ion binding; mRNA base-pairing post-transcriptional repressor activity. Lineage: Eukaryota; Metazoa; Chordata; Actinopteri; Perciformes; Bathydraconidae. The record is from RefSeq and is a predicted model, not a curated record. The transcript is spliced from 2 exons. Gene Ontology annotation, biological process: translation. Bases 21 to 1463 code for a protein of 480 amino acids.
UUGAACAGAGAAAGGAAAUAAUGCUGCUGCAGUACCAACAAGACAGUGAACGUCUCGCUCGUGAGGACCGGGCUAGAGCUCGUGACCAGGAAACUGAGAUGGAGCGUUUAAGGUUAACUACAGUGGUGCGGGGAGCUGAAUUGCAACAAGAGCGUUACAAGUUGGACCUCAUCCAAGAGGGUAAGCUUUCUUCUGGGGUGUCCCCAGCUACUUUUGAUAUAGCUUAUAACUUGAGGUUGUUACCGAAAUUCGAGGAGAAGACUGUAGAUUCUUUUUUUGGACUUUUUGAGCGACUUAGCCAAAGACGACAGUGGUCUGAUUCAGAGAAAACAUUGCUGUUACAGUGUGUGUUAACUGGUAGGGCUCAAGAAGCAUUUUCUGCAUUAAGUAUGGCUGACAGUGAAGAUUAUUUAAGGGUAAAGACUGCAGUGCUAAAAGCUUAUGAGUUGGUGCCUGAGGCCUACCGUCAGCAGUUCAGGAAGCUAAGGAAGUCAGAAGGACAGACCUAUGUGGAACUUGUUCGGGAGCUGAUGAUGAAAUUUAAUCGGUGGGUCACGGCUUCCGAAGUAGUACAUCUUAAUGAUUUGAGGGAACUGUUCCUUCUUGAACAAUUAAAAGAUAUUCUUCCAGAACGUGUUGCUACGUACCUGAAUGAGAAUAAGGUUAAAAAUGUAACAGACGCCGGAGUGUUAGCUGAUGAAUACACGUUAACACACAAGAUUCAUUCAGGGGAGAGAUUUGACUGGGGGAGCAGAGAUAACUGGUCUGGUGACCCCAGAUGUAAAGUAGAUCCAAGUACUUGCUACUUUUGUUUGGGUAAAGGACACCAGAAAAAGGAAUGCCCAGUACUUGCAAAAACCAAGGGAUUCCAAAAUGUUCAGUUUCCCAGGCCUGUUGCCCUUGCAGCUUCUCCCCACAAGGUUACUAGGGAUGACGCUAUAGCUGCGGUUAAACUCUAUACUACCCCGCAACCAGUUGCUGCUGCGGUUUCUAACUACGGACCAGCCCUGCAAGAGGUGAAGCCUCGCCCCUCCCAGUUGGCAGAUGAAAUUGAUCCAGGGUAUGCCCCUUUCAUACGAGAGGGUUAUGUGUCUUUGCAAGGAAGUGAAAAAAAAUUCCUUGUUAAGAUACUGAGAGACACAGGUGCUAUCGAUUCAUACAUAACUGAGGGUGUUCUUCCAUUUUCCUCGGUAACUGACACUGGAAGUGGUGUAUUGUUCAAGGGAAUGGGGAUGCAGUUGCUGUCUGCUCCAAAGCAUCGGUUGGUGUUGUCCUGUGAUUUACGGCAGGGUGAGGUUGCCAUGGGAGUCCGGCCAUCUUUGCUUGUUCCGGCAGUGGCAGUCAUCCUCGGAAAUGACUUGGCUGGCGGCAGAGUGUGGCCUGAUGUGCCUCUUUCACCAGUGGUGUCCUCUAAGCCAGUGAGGGGCGAGCUUGCUGACCCUGAGAAGAAGCUGACAAAGUGAAUUGGCAAAGAAGCAGCAGGAGGAUCCAACUGUGCAGGAGCUUUUGUCCCAGGUUCACCCCAGUGUACUAGUCCCACUGAGGAAAGUCAUCACCAAAGAGUCCGGCGUGCAGGUGAAUGUCAAAGUGGAUAAAACCGUGCAGUGCUCGCUGGGUCCUAAAACGCUGUUCUGCUCAGAGGGAGUGCCCCUGUCAAAGUCCCCCAAGAGCCCGGGGCUGGUUAAAGCAGAGGGGAAGGCCCCGUACUGCACUACACCGGUGAGCCACAUGCGCUUCCUGCGGCCUGUGUCAAUCUACUCCCCCGUGUUUGACCGCAGAAUCUCCAGGAAGAAACUCAGCAAUGCGGAUGAAAGUGAAGGAGAAGCCGACGAAUCCGUGGAUCACGUUGAGUCAGGGCAUGAAUGUGAGAAGGGUGACAGUGGUGAAGAGGACACCGGGAAGGACUUCAAGACAACUUUCCACAGGUCUACAAAGGGGUCCAGCUUUCAGUUCCUGGAGCAGAGGUAUGGCUUUUUCCACUGCAAGAAAUGCAACAUCCGGUGGGAGAGUGAAUAUGUUUGGUGCAUCUCUGGAACCAGUAAGGUGUACUACAAACAGCACUGCCGGAAGUGUCAGGUUGGGUUUAACCCCUACAGGGUGGAGCCCAUCCUCUGCAAGGACUGCUCUCAGACUACCUGCAACUGUGAGAAGAAGCUGCGGCACAUUAACAUGAAGAGGCCUCACCGCCAAGACCUGUGUUGUCGCUGAAAGGGCUCGAGGUUGUCCUGCGACGCCACCUACAGCUUCAAAUGCCUCGUCUGAGCUGCCCUGCAUGUUCGCUCGGGUUUGGAAGCUCCCAUUCCUCAGCAGACAUUCAGUACAUGCCACAAAUGGAAGUUGACUCUCGUAACGGACUUUAAGAUCUUUAUAUAUUCUCCUACCAGCGAGUAGAUGGAGAUCUUUUGGUGGUUUAUUUGAAGCAAUCUCAAAAAAUCUUUGUUUCCCCUAAUUAUCCUGGAGCUUAACUUAAACAUAAACUCUUUUGUAAGGAAAAAUCAAAUAAAUGUAUGUUUCAUGUAGUAGCUGUAAGUAUAAGCUCUGUUAUUUGUUUGGAUGUUUCAGUGUCUUGGGGACACUUCUUUUAUGGGGGGGGGGGGGGGGUGUGACAACCCUGUGGUUGUCCACCAGGUGGUGCUGG